This is a messenger RNA of Theileria orientalis strain Shintoku, 489 nucleotides long. RefSeq names its product ubiquitin carrier protein. The coding region runs from base 1 to 489 and encodes 162 amino acids. The transcript is spliced from 3 exons. Lineage: Eukaryota; Apicomplexa; Aconoidasida; Piroplasmida; Theileriidae. Gene Ontology annotation, biological process: DNA repair; protein polyubiquitination; proteasome-mediated ubiquitin-dependent protein catabolic process. Gene Ontology annotation, molecular function: ubiquitin conjugating enzyme activity. The record is from RefSeq and is a predicted model, not a curated record.
AUGUCCACUUUUGCUCGUCGUCGCAUUGUUCAGGACAUUACUCGGAUUACCAAAGAUCCUCCCAAGGGGACCAGCGCUCUUCCCUUUUCCAACAAUAUGAUGUACUGCCAUGCCAUUAUAAACGGUUCCGAGGGUACCAUUUGGGAGUGUGGCACCUUCCACCUCAUUAUUAAGUUUUCCGAGGACUAUCCUACCAAGCCUCCCAAUGUGCGUUUUCUUUCCAAGAUGUUUCACCCUAAUAUUUACAAUGACGGCUCUAUUUGUCUUGACAUUCUUCAGAACCAGUGGACUCCCAUGUACGACAUUGCUUCCAUUCUCAUGUCGAUUCAGGCUCUCUUGAACGACCCUAAUCCCAAGUCUCCUGCUAACACUGAGGCCUCUGAAAUAUACACUGAUAACUUAUUUCUUUACAACAAGCGUGUUCUUGAGUGCGUUGAGGACAGUUGGCACGUUCCUGUUCUCACCGAGUCCUUCCUCGAGGGGUUUUAA